AUGGGCAAAUCCAGAAGAGUGACGGUGUCUCCCUCGGUAAAGUCAGUCCCUGCUAAAGGAGACCCUUGCGAGGGGGCCUGCAGCUCGCAUUCGGGAGCGGCAGCAAAGCCGCCGGGGCUCGGCGUUAGACGCGCUGGGACACCCGGCGGGGCCGGCCGGGCGCGGCACCGCCUGAAGCCGAGUCCGCGGGGAGGAUCAGGGAGCCCGGCGCAGCAGCCGCCGGGGUGUUCCAGCCGCGGCUCCACGAGGGAGCGGCGGCGGAGGAAGGAGGCGCCGCCGGGCGGUACCGCGGGUCCGCCCGGACUCCACCAGGCUCCCGGCCCGGUGAGCCCUGCGGGCAGCACCCGGGCGGGAGCAGCAGCGGCGUUGCCGGGGUCCGUGGGUCCGUGCCCGGCGCAGGGGUACCGCCGGGGCAGGGCCGAGCCGGAGCGCGGCCGGGGCGGGGGGGCCGCAGGCGUUCACCGUCCCGUCCAUGCUCCGCUCCCGCCCGGCCGCCCGCGCCGGGGCGCCUGCGCGGCGCUGCGGAGGCGCUCAGGGAGCGUCUGCAAAGGUCCUGUGCCGGGGGACAGGGUCCUGCGCCGGGGGAGCCCGGCCCGAGCCGCGCUGCUGCGGCAGGAGGGCGGUGCAGCCGCGGCCCCUGCCCCGCUCCCAGCCCCGCGGGGGCGGCGCGGCGCGGAGCUCCUCCCGGGGACAGGUGGGUGCGGCGCCCGCUCCCUCCAAGAUACGCGGGCCGCUCCGGCUCUGCCGCCUCGACGGAGCUCUAGAGAGGGGCGGACUGGCUUCAGGUGCCCCGCCGCCACUGCUUCCGCCGCCACAGCCACCCCCUUCUCUCCCCACCAGCACCCCGCACCACCGCCGGAGCCCCCUUUCUACCGCAGCCCCCCAGCCACGCACUCACCGUCCCGCACUCACCGCCGCCCCCUGCCGCCCCCGCCACCGCAGCCCCGCUGCUCUCGCCGCGCUCCCGGGCCGCCGCCGCAGCCUCCGCGCGCUCGCCAGCGCCGCCUGCCGGCACCGAGAGGGGCUCGCACCGACGGGCACCGAGCGGGGCUCGCACCGACGGGCACCGAGCGGGGCUCGCACCGACGGGCACCGAGCGGGGCUCGCACCGACGGGCACCGAGCGGGGCUCGCACCGACGGGCACCGAGCGGGGCUCGCACCGACAGGCACCGAGAGGGGCUCGCACCGACAGGCACCGAGAGGGGCUCGCACCGACGGGCACCGAGCGGGGCUCGCACCGACGGGCACCGAGCGGGGCUCGCACCGACGGGCACCGAGCGGGGCUCGCACCGACGGGCACCGGACCGGGGCUCGCACCGACGGGCACCGAGCGGGGCUCGCACCGAGAGCCACCGGACCGGGGCUCGCACCGACAGGCACCGAGCGGGGCUCGCACCGACAGGCACCGAGCGGGGCUCGCACCGACGGGCACCGGACCGGGGCUCGCACCGACAGGCACCGAGCGGGGCUCGCACCGACAGGCACCGGACCGGGGCUCGCACCGACAGGCACCGGACCGGGGCUCGCACCGAGAGCCACCGGACCGGGGCUCGCACCGACAGGCACCGAGCGGGGCUCGCACCGACAGGCACCGGACCGGGGCUCGCACCGACGGGCACCGAGCGGGGCUCGCCGAGAGGCAAUGA
Molecule: messenger RNA, 1647 nt
Organism: Poecile atricapillus (Black-capped chickadee)
Lineage: Eukaryota; Metazoa; Chordata; Aves; Passeriformes; Paridae
Product: collagen alpha-1(I) chain-like
Exons: 4
Coding region: 1-1647 (548 amino acids)
Source: RefSeq, a predicted model, not a curated record